Messenger RNA from Aphanomyces astaci, 2040 nucleotides. RefSeq lists its product as hypothetical. The transcript has 8 exons. The record is from RefSeq and is a predicted model, not a curated record. Bases 1 to 2040 code for a protein of 679 amino acids. Lineage: Eukaryota; Oomycota; Saprolegniomycetes; Saprolegniales; Verrucalvaceae.
AUGCCACUCGUGAAAUGCCGCUUCUGCGGCAAGGAGAGGCGAAUUAGCCUUGGUUCCAACCUCCUUCCGUCCGAAGUGAACGACCUGCAUAUGCUAUGCCAGCCAUCCUGCUUCAAGAUGCUGCACAGCCGCGGCACGUUCGCAGACUUGAACCAGAAGGAAGUGCUUGUUCCCAUCAUCGACAUCUUUCACGACAUGGACCUUCAGCAAAAGGCCAUGGCCAAUAUAGAUGUGGCCAUGACGCACCGUGCCGAGAACUCCACCAUGCGGCAGCAAGACAUUGCCGCCCCACCUCCAUCAGGUCGUCCCGCCGAUCGCCAUAGCAACACCAACUGUGGAAACAACGGCAUCGACAAUGGCCCUCCUCUCACGACGCCAUCGUUGGUAGAUUCCUCUGCCGUCAGCCAACCCCAUAGCCUUCACAGCAGCGCCGAUCAUGAGUCCACUCCGCUGCAUCGACGAUCGCCGUCGUCCGACAUCUCGUCAUCCGCCAACUGCAGCUUCCCUUCCGCGCAGCCGCCCCCUCGAAGCAUUACCACGCCACCUCCAACGUCGGACAUGCGGUCGCUGUACAUACCACCCGUCCAUUACACGUCGUCGCUUCGCGCAACUUCAGCCGAACAACCGCCGACGGGUCCGUCCGACCUCCCUCCAGCCUUUGAACCGUCCCCACCAUCGCAACCCGCGGCUUCUUCUGACUACCUCCGCAUCAUCGAACGCUUUCGGUCCCGCCGCCUCGAAGACCUCGACGACCGCAACAACGUCCUCCGCCUCGACCUCACGCCCGCCAUCGACCUCCGCACCCCCCUCGCUGCCGCGGAAACGGCCGCUGUCAUCGGGUGCUUGGAAAACGUCGAGUUCGUCGUGGUGGUCCAGGGCCUCGCUGCCCGACUCAACGCCUCCUACUGGACCGUCUCGUUCCUCUUGACUUCACUGCCGCCGCUGCUGCCAGUGCAAUGCGACCACUACCGAGCCGACCGCCAUGGCGUGAUGACGUUUGUCGGGUCCGUCCUCGUGCCGCUCCGCGCCGUCCACGCGCACUUUCUGCACGGAUCGCCCGUCCAGUUGCCAUAUCCGGAUGGUCCGGUCGUGGUCGGCGGCGGCCCCGACGAUGGCUUGGCCUUGCACGACAUGGAGUUGGCGUUCCAUUCGACUCUGGUACAUGCCAACCUCAAAACGCAUUUUGGAUGGGAUGUCUUUGCCGGGGGAGCGCAUUGCUGGAUGCAGUACAUGCCAUCGCAGUACCAAGACAUGCACCGAUUUGAGCCAAAACUGCACAUGUGUCGCCCGUCGGGCCAGCGCUCCGAGUUGAUUUACUCUGGCAAUGGCUCCACCGACACUGCAUACCAAGUGGUCCUCGGUGAAAUGGAGCUCGUCGUGUUCGAUCCACUCACGGCCAAGCAGCGCAGUCGCGUACUGGACUUUCUCCGGCGGAUGGGGUACCUCCCAGGCACCCGCGCCGACCUCGUCGACAAGUACCUGCACAAUCUCAAUAAAUUUGGGUACAAGUCGUCCGUGGUGCAAGUCCGAGCAGGCGAGUAUGCGCAUGUGCACAAGGGUCGACUGCACCUGUGGCGCAGCGUGGGCGGCGCGUACCCCAUGCUCGUGUACAUUACGUGGGAAUGGACAUUUCAAGGCGUGACUCCGCAAGGCAUCCACGACUCGGCCAAGUUUUUACUCGACACUGCCGUGGCCCAUCAGCCGUCCUCCGUUGCCCCAUCACCGUUGCAAUACAUAUUCAACCCCCGCAACUGCUUCUUGGAGGCCAUCCGCCAGUGGUUGGCUCUCACCACCUUGGACACUGGCGCAUGCGUGCCCCACUUGCGCGCGGUGCUGCCGGUGCUGGAGCGGCUCGUCGAUGAGGACCAGGCCGUGCAUGACGACGGGGACGACGGAUGGUUCCUCGGCGCGCAGCACCCGCUUCCGGCGCGUCACCACGCGGGGCCGAACCGGACGCUGCCGCCGCACUUGAGUCGCUGCCGCCUCUGCUCGUACGUUGAUAUUGUUUUUCCCCAAAAUUUGGUUGACCAUUUGUCAUAA